Lineus longissimus is the source of this 2932-nucleotide messenger RNA. RefSeq names its product angiotensin-converting enzyme-like. Gene Ontology annotation, molecular function: metallopeptidase activity; peptidyl-dipeptidase activity. Bases 212 to 2065 code for a protein of 617 amino acids. Gene Ontology annotation, biological process: proteolysis. The record is from RefSeq and is a predicted model, not a curated record. Lineage: Eukaryota; Metazoa; Nemertea; Pilidiophora; Heteronemertea; Lineidae. The transcript has 12 exons. Gene Ontology annotation, cellular component: plasma membrane.
GUACGAAACAAGCGAGGAUAUUGUCUCCAGUACCCGAUAUCGCGAACUGCCUAUGAGCGAGCGAUUCUACCGCCUUUCUUCAAAUAGUUAGCGAUACAUAAGGACGUAGCAUCGAACGGGAGAAACUAACUCGGUCUCAACUUUCGAAAAGGAUAUUUUUAUAAAGCUUGAAGACACACGUUUUAACUUGAGGAUUAAGAGACGAGUCGGGAUGAUUCGGACGGCGCCAGCCCUCAGCAUUACCUUGCUCACCUUGGUUUACGCCCUGCCAUCUGCGCUGGGAUACAUCGCUUCCUACACGACCCGGGGCUACAGGAGCGAGAUGGGCGCGAGGAGUUGGCUUUUCGGCUACAAUGAGGAGUUGGAGCGGCGGGAGCAUGAUAUGACCUUAAUGGACUUUAUAGCUAGUACCAAUUAUACUGAAUAUAACAAAGAAAAGCUUGAAGGAAUAGAAGCAGACAAUGCGGCUUGGAAGCGAGGGAAGGCGAAGGAAGCGAGGAAGUUCUGGUCCGAGUUGUUCGGUACGGACGUAAGGCGGCAGCUGGAUAUGGCGUCGAGAGACGCCACCCCGCGCGACCAGGAGACCGUCAAAUUGAUGAAGGCUGUCCAGGGCAAGAUGGUGGGUUACUAUCACAGAGCGGAGGUCUGUACGGAGGACGGUAUAUGUCUGGGCUCCAAGCAGCUUCAGCGGAUCAUGGCCAUGGAUAAGGACCACGACAACCUUGUGCUGGCCUGGAAGGGAUACCGAGACGCGGUCGGGCCACCCAUGAAGGAUAGCUAUACUGAGUUCGUGCGGUAUUUAGAUGAAGGCGCCAAGGACAAUGGUUACCCAGACCUCGGCUACUUCUGGCGCCUAAGUGAAAUGGAUGAUCCAAACUUCGAGGUGAUUGCCCGUCAAAUGUACGACCAACUCCGACCAAUGUACGUCAAACUCCACGCAUACGUCAGACACAAACUUCUGGAGCUCUAUGGAGACUACAUGGAGGAAGACAGCCCCAUACCAGCUCAUCUUUUAGGUAACAUGUGGGCGCAGCAAUGGAACAACCGGUUGGACCUGUUAGCGCCGUACGGCGAUGUGCCUCUCCCCGACAUCACCGAGAAACUCCAAGAGCAGGGCUGGACGCCCCUACAGAUGUUCAAGGUGGCGGAAAACUUCUACAAGUCACUCGGACUGGAAGAAAUGACCGAUGAAUUCUGGAGGAACUCGCUGAUUGAGAAGCCCAAUGAUGGCCGGAGGGUGCAGUGUCACGGUGCCGCUUUUGACCUCUUUUCAAUGAAAGAUUUUAGAAUCAGAAAGUGUACCACGCCAAGCAUGGAUGAUUUCGUCUCGGUUCACCACGAAAUGGGUCACAUUGAGUAUUUCAUGCAAUACCGGUACCAGCCGUCCGUCUACCGGGGUCCCCCCAACGCAGGGUUCCACGAGGGGGUAGCAGACAUCAGUUCACUGUCAGUUCUCACGCCGAGUUACCUGCAGGAGGUUGGCCUUGGCUCCGGCUCAGGAGAUGAGAAAUCGUACAUGAACUUCCUAAUGCAGAUGGCUCUGAGUAAGGUGGCCUUCUUGCCGUUUGGCCUGCUCAUUGAUGAGUGGCGCUGGGGGGUGUUCAACAAGUCUAUCACGCCUGAGAACUACAACAGAAAGUGGUGGGAGCUGAGGAUUAAACUGCAAGGUGUGAUGCCACCUGUCGACCGAGGUGAGAGUGAUUUCGAUGCGGCUUCCAAGGCUCACAUAUCAUACAAUGUGCCGUAUAUAAGAUAUUUCGUGGCCUUUGUGAGUCAAUUCCAAUUUCACAAGUCCCUGUGCGACACGGCGGGACACACGGGACCCUUGUACAAGUGUAAUAUAGCGGGAUCGAAAGCUGCAGGAAGGAAAUUUAGGGAGUUCCUGAGCCUGGGGAAUAGCAAGUCUUGGCCCGAGGCUCUGGCGGUGCUCACGGGUCAUGAUCGCCUCGACUCCACGCCAAUGGUCGAGUACUUCGCACCAUUGAUGGAAUGGAUCGACGAAUACAUCGCCAAACAUAAUGUUAAAGUUGGAUGGCGGACAUCUAACCUGGGAGUGAAAUACUAAAAGGCGAUUGGCCAGUUGUUACGUGAUUGAAAUACUAGCGAGUGAUUGGUUGGUUAUCAACACGUGAUUUAACUGUACACUUCAGCAUUACUCUGGCGUCCUGAUCACACUCUCGCUGUCUUUUGGAGACUAUUUUUAGAUAUUGAAAACAGGAAUGGAACCAGGCCAACAUUUCAUUUACAGAAAGCGUCUAAGGGACGUUGGAACACAUUCCCAAGCCAAACGGCUCCGCCAAUGUAAAUAAGGAGUGCCAAAACAACCAAGGACAUUCGGACCCUGUUUAACCUUUAACAUAUUUCGUCUCUCUACGAACUUCCACCCUAAAAGAAGGAUUAACAAGCUUAUUUAAGUUUAAGUUUAGUCGCAUUCAUUGCAUUGGGGGAUGUAUGAUGUUGAGGUGGAAUGAUGGAGUGGUGAAUGGUGGAUAGGUGGAUCGGAUCUGAGGGGCGAGCCAGGACCACCAUCCACACAGGGAAUCCAUAUUAUGAGUUCCGUGUGCGGGCUAUAGUAUGUACAUUACGUAUACUUGCCCUGAGUGGUUGAGACCUAUCGAAACCAUCAGGCCAUUUCGUAAGGGUCGAUGUUAUUAAGAUUUGCCCUGAUAACCCUUUGUUAAGACUAUUGAACAAUGAGAAUUUAGUCCAAGGUGCGAGCGGGCUUUGUUCAAAGACAAUAGACCGUGUACUGGGCUAGACCUGAAUUCCUCGGACUGUUAGGUAAAGGGAAACACGUAAUGUUUGCAUAAGGACGUUUCUUUACGUGGUAACUUCCUGUACGAAUGGAAACCUGCUCUCCGUUUCUUCAAUUAAAAUUCUGCUACUACAAUGGUCUUCCUUUGUUGACUCUGCUUGAGGAAUUGUAUCCAUA